UUGUGGUGAAAAAAAAAAGGAACUGAUUUAGAGAUCUAGUGUGCUGCUCUUUGGUUUCCUUUUAAAAUGUUAUCUCUUCAUACACAGUUUUGUACUUAGGUAAAGAUUACAUAAAAUCGUGAUAAUUAGAUUCUAAAUCACAGGUAAACACUCAAACAUGAUGCUAACAAAGACUACCUGCUGUCUACUGAUGUUGUUAGCAGGGAUUACAACAGCAGUGCAAGUCAGUGAACCAAGAACAGAGGAUAUUUUAAUGCCUGGGGCCAAACCUCAGCAGAUGGAUGCUUACCUCUGUACAGCUCAUCCUGUCUCUGAUGUUGAAGCAUAUAUCUAUAAAUUUGAGGCUUUGGCUGAUGCAACAACUGCUCAUCACAUGUUGCUCUAUGGUUGUGAUGGACCAGCUUUUUCUAGUCUAGAAAUAUGGCCCUGUCAUGUUAUGUGUAAAGGAUCAAAAUCUUCCAUUUUAUUUGCUUGGGCUAAAAAUGCACCACCUACAGUUUUACCUAAAGAUGUUGGUUUCAGAAUUGGUUCAAACACAAGUAUCAAAACAUUGGUUCUACAAGUUCACUAUGCCAAACAGUUUGAAGAAUCUGAUCCAGCAGAUCACUCUGGUAUGAAGAUUUAUAUCACACAGACAAAACCACAGUUUGUUGCUGGGAUUUUUCUUCUAAUGGACACAUCAUUUACUAUUCCUAAUGGCAAGAAAACUUAUCCUGUUGAUAUCUCAUGUGAAAAUUAUAUGGAUGCAAGUAUUUUCCCCUUUGCUUACAGAACUCAUGCACAUGGUUUAGGUCGUGUCAUUACUGGAUAUCAGUAUAAUGGAACUUAUCAUGAAAUUGGCAAGGGAAAUCCUCAGUGGCCUCAGGCAUUUUAUCCUGCAAACAAAAACAUUGAAGUUAAACCAGGAGAUUUUCUGGCAGCAAGAUGCACUUAUGACUCUACCUCUAUGGUUUAUCCUGUUUCUGUUGGGUCAACAGGCAAUGAUGAGAUGUGCAACUUCUACAUAAUGUUUUACACAGACAGCUCUGUACAAGACCCUUCUGGUUCUUGUGGAGGUAAUGAUAUACCUGAAAUCACUGGAAAACAUUUCCCUCUUGAUGUCAGUGAUCCACUACCACCUAACCCUGACUUGGAGGAAGAGGCAAAGGGAACACAUCACCAUGGUGGAAUGUCUGGUUCACAUAGCACAGUGAUUAAUGACACUCAGACUGAAGAAAUUUUAAUGAGAGGAGCCAAACCUACACAGCCUGAUGCCUAUCUUUGCACAGCCUACCAUUUAGAUCAGGAAGAAUACUUUAUAUAUAAGUUUGAAGCUUUGGCUGAUGUAGCUACAGUUCAUCAUAUGUUGCUUUAUGGCUGUAAUGGUGAACCUUACAGUACAGAAAGUAUCUGGCAUUGUCCAGCCAUGUGUAAAGAUGCUCAACCCUCAAUUUUAUUUGCUUGGGCUAAAAAUGCUCCACCAACAGUCCUACCACCAAGUGUUGGAUUUAGGAUAGGAAAAAAGAGCAGCAUUAAAACAUUGGUACUCCAAGUACACUAUGCCAAGUCUUUCACUGCUAAUGAAAAAGAAGACACAUCUGGAAUUAAGCUUUAUACAACCCAUCAAAAGCAAGAUUUUGUGGCUGGUAUAUUUUUAUUGGCGGAUUCAUCCUUCUCUAUCCCCAAUGGGAACCCAGCUUAUCCAGUGGAUAUAAGUUGUAAAUUUCCAAUGCAGAAGAGUAUUGUACCAUUUGCUUACAGGACACAUGCCCAUGGAUUAGGACGUGUUAUAACAGGAUAUCAAUAUAAUGGGACACAUCACACAAUUGGAAAAGGCAACCCACAGUGGCCACAGACAUUUUAUCCUGUUCAAGAAAAAAUAGAGAUUAAACCAGGAGAUUCAUUGGCAGCAAGAUGUACUUAUGAUUCAACUUCUAUGGACAAGCCAGUCAAUGUUGGGUCAACUGGCAAUGAUGAGAUGUGCAACUUCUACAUAAUGUUUUACACAGACAGCUCUGUACAAGACCCUUCUGGUUCUUGUGGAGGUAAUGAUAUACCUGAAAUCACUGGGAACAAUUUCCCUCCUGAUGUUAGUGUUCCACUACCACCCAACCCUGACUUGGAGGAAGAGGCAAAAGGACCACAUCACCAUGGGGGGCCAUCUGGCACACACAACACAGUAAUUGACGAUACCCAGACCGAAGAAAUUUUAAUGAAAGGAGCUAAACCAACAGAGCCUGAUGCCUAUCUUUGCACUGCAUACCAUAUAGAUCAGGAGGAAUACUUUAUAUACAAAUUUGAGGCAUUGGCUGAUGCAGCUACAGUUCAUCACAUGCUGCUGUAUGGCUGUAAUGGUGACCCUUACAGUUCAGAAGAUAUCUGGCCAUGUCCAUCCAUGUGUAAAGAUGGCCAGUCCUCAAUUUUAUUUGCUUGGGCUAAAAAUGCUCCACCAACAGUCCUACCAACAGGUGUUGGGCUUAGAAUCGGGAAAAAGAGCACUGUAAAGACAUUAGUACUUCAAGUCCACUAUGCCAAGUCUUUCACUUCAAAUGAGAAAGAAGAUCAUUCAGGAUUAAAAAUCUAUACAACUCAUCAUAAGCAAGAUUUUGUUGCUGGUAUAUUUUUAUUGGCUGAUUCAUUCUUCUCCAUCCCCAAGGGGAAUCCAGCUUAUCCAGUGGACAUAAGCUGUAAGUUUCCAAUGGAGAAGAGUAUUGUUCCAUUUGCUUACAGGACACAUGCUCAUGGACUUGGACGUGUUAUUACAGGAUAUCAAUAUAAUGGGACAUAUCACACAAUCGGAAAAGGCAACCCACAGUGGCCACAGACAUUUUAUCCUGUUCAAGAAAAAAUAGAGAUUAAACCAGGAGAUUCUUUGGCAGCAAGAUGUACUUAUGAUUCAACUUCUAUGGACAGGACAGUCGAUGUUGGGUCAACAGGCAAUGAUGAGAUGUGCAACUUCUACAUAAUGUUUUAUACAGACAGCUCUGUACAAGACCCUUCUGGUUCUUGUGGAGGUAAUGAUAUACCUCAAAUCACUGGAAAAAAUUUCCCUCCUGAUGUUAGUGUUCCACUACCACCUAAUCCUGCGUUGGAGGAAGAGGCAAAGGGAACACAUCACCAUGGUGGGCCACCUGGUUCACAGAACACAGACCUACAACCUUUUGUACAUAUAAAGCCAUUAUCUAAACAUCAUAAAGCUGGUAAAAAACAUGGCCAGGGAAGUAAACACAAGAAAAUUUCUUAUGUAGUAAUGGAUAGAGUUAAAUUUGUAAAGAAACGUCAAACUCGUGAGUACUAUGAAGACUAUUCAGCCAAUGACCUUAGAGAGAAAGGCAUGUAUGGCCAGGGUAAGCUAGAAGAGGGACUAAGCCGCAAUAGAAACAAAGAUUUUGAAGCUAUCAACAAAAAGCUGCAGCAGCCAGCACAAGCUCCGCAUCAGCUGAUGGCUGAGAGCAAACAGUCCAUACAGCCAGCUGUCAAACCCCACAGUCGAAUACAUUUUGAUCACCCCCUGGUGGUGAACAGUCCUUGGCCUGACAAAACACUCAAGGUCGGGCAGAUUGGAGGCCUAGCUACAGAUAAACAUGGCAAUGUGUACAUCUUUCAUCGUGGUUCUAGGCAGUGGACAGCAGAUUCCUUUGGUUUAGACAACAACUUUCUGCGCACUGACACACCUAUUGCUGAAGAUGUCAUUGUCAUUUUAGACUCGCAAGGUCGAUUAGUUCGGCAGUUUGGUGCAGGACAAUAUUUCAUGCCACAUGGUAUUGAGGUGGAUCAAGAAGGUAAUAUCUGGGUAACAGAUGUGGCAUUGCAUCAGGUAUUUAAAAUUGCUGCUGGUGAAAGCAAGCCUACCUUGACUCUUGGUCAGCGUUUUCAGCAUGGUGAAGAUACAACCUUGUUCUGUAAACCAACAGAUGUAGCUGUCCUUUCCAAUGGAGAUUUCUUUAUCUCUGAUGGAUACUGCAACAGUAGAGUAUUGAAAUUUUCAAAAGAUGGAACACUUUUAAAAUCUUGGGGUCAAAGUAAUUCCCAGUUCAGUAAGGCACCUCCUGCAGGAACAUUUGAUAUCCCUCAUAGUAUAACAGUAUUGGAAGAAAAGCAACUAGUUUGUGUAGCUGACAGAGAAAAUGGAAGGAUUCAGUGUUUUGACUUGGAGGGCAAUAACAAGCAUAUCAUUCAGCAUCCACAGUUUGGCCCUCGCUUGUUUGCCAUUGAAAGUUCACCAGAACAUGGUGGGUUGCUGUAUGCUGUAAAUGGCCCUGGGUAUGAUGGCCCAACAGAUUUUAUUGUACAAGGUUUCACUUUAGAUAUUGAGACUGGGGAUUUAUUAGAAAUAUGGAAUGUACCACAGCACCUUAAGAACCCUCAUGAUGUCUGUGUGGAUGUAAGUUCACACUCAGUUUUUGUUGGAGAGCUGGACCCUCAACAAGUGUGGAAGCUUACUAGAACUACGGAACAAAAAACUCCUCAAGAUGCUGUUAAGACACUGGACAAUCAUGAAGACACCUCCUUGUCUCAGCAAACUCUGAAUGCCACAAUCAGUCCUCCUAGUGAAUCCAAUGAUUUCUCACCAUCAGUGAUCAUUGGGAUUUUACUGGUUAUACCUGUUGUGUUACUGUUGGUGCUAGCACUUUUAGUCAGAGCACAUCAGUCAGGUAAAUUAAAGUGUUAUGGACAUAACAAAAAAAGAAUGUUUAAUCUUCAAGGCAUCAUUGGCAACUCACACAAAGGCUUUGAUCCUCUUAGUACAGAAGAAAGUGAUCAUGAGCUUGACCCUGAAGAUAACACACAGUACUUGGCUCCUAAGAAAAUCAAAAGCAAAGCAUAACCAUUUCUACAUUGUGAUAUACAUUCCAUUGUUUUAUUUUAUUUAAAAUUCACAUUUCCUUUUUAAAUGGGCUGUUUUUAUUUCUUUUAAAGCCAUCUUUAUGAUCACUGUACCGGUAUUGAAAUUAGUGAUGUUUAUUUCCAUAAAAACAUGAUGUUGUUUUGUCAUAGUAAUGUUGUAGUGAGGUUAUCUUAUUCCAACCCUGACACUUAUCUCUUGUUAAGUUUUUGACAAACUUAAAAAAAAUCAUGUUUAUUUUACAGUAUGUUUAUAUACAUAUGUGUAUGUAUGUAUAUAUAGUAGAAUACAUUGCCAGCUAAGUAGAAGUUCAAAUAUUCUUAAGAAUUUGCAUUUAAUAGAAGUCUUUGAUCCCUCAACUUACACAGCCUGCCCUACUGAGAUCUGGUUGGACACUGGGGCAGAGUAAGGUUUCAAAUGCUUUGAUUUUGUGCAUAAAAACUUCAUAGUACAGAAACUUUUCUUCAUUUUCAUAAAACUUUAGUGCUAUUAAAUAUAUAUUUAUUGUUUCAUAUUAAAAUAUCUCAUUUUCAUUAUUCACUCAAACUGUACUAGUUUGAGAUUUUUACUUGCUAGUCAUCUAAUAGAAUAUCUGGAUUCUAUACUUUGCCUGCAAUGUGUACACCUAGUGUGUCAUUAUUAAUAUAUGUGUAUGUAUAUAUGUUUUAUAUAUAUAUAUAUUUAUACAUAUAUACACACACACACCAUUGAGCAAAUUAUUUAUACACAUACACUUGAUAAAUUUAUACAUUAUUGUGAUUUGUGACUAUUUUUUGGUGUCUUGGGCUGGCAAUAAAAAUAUUUUAUCCAACA
This is a messenger RNA of Physella acuta, 5638 nucleotides long. RefSeq names its product peptidyl-glycine alpha-amidating monooxygenase B. Lineage: Eukaryota; Metazoa; Mollusca; Gastropoda; Physidae. The record is from RefSeq and is a predicted model, not a curated record. Gene Ontology annotation, cellular component: membrane; extracellular region. Gene Ontology annotation, biological process: peptide metabolic process. Gene Ontology annotation, molecular function: oxidoreductase activity, acting on paired donors, with incorporation or reduction of molecular oxygen, reduced ascorbate as one donor, and incorporation of one atom of oxygen; protein binding; copper ion binding.